This is a messenger RNA of Strongyloides ratti, 1023 nucleotides long. RefSeq names its product Guanine nucleotide-binding protein subunit beta-4. The record is from RefSeq and is a predicted model, not a curated record. Gene Ontology annotation, cellular component: heterotrimeric G-protein complex; cytoplasm. Gene Ontology annotation, biological process: G protein-coupled receptor signaling pathway. NCBI's taxonomy places the organism in Eukaryota, Metazoa, Nematoda, Chromadorea, Rhabditida, Strongyloididae. The coding region runs from base 1 to 1023 and encodes 340 amino acids. The transcript has 5 exons. Gene Ontology annotation, molecular function: protein binding; signaling receptor complex adaptor activity.
AUGAGCGAGCUUGACCAAUUGAGGCAAGAAGCUGAACAGCUUAAAAGUCAAAUCAGGGAAGCACGGAAAGCCGCAAAUGACACAACUCUUGCCUCAGUCGCUGCCAAUUUAGAACAAAUUGGACGAAUACAGAUGCGUACGAGGCGGACGUUACGAGGUCAUUUAGCUAAGAUAUAUGCUAUGCAUUGGGCAAGUGAUUCAAGAAAUUUGGUUUCAGCUUCACAAGAUGGUAAAUUAAUUGUGUGGGAUUCAUAUACAACAAAUAAAGUUCAUGCUAUUCCACUUCGUUCAUCAUGGGUAAUGACUUGUGCAUAUGCUCCAUCAGGCUCUUAUGUAGCAUGUGGAGGUUUAGAUAACAUUUGCAGUAUCUAUUCAUUAAAAACACGUGAAGGAAACGUCCGUGUAUCAAGAGAACUACCAGGUCAUACUGGAUAUUUAUCAUGCUGUAGAUUUUUAGAUGACAAUCAAAUUGUAACCUCAUCUGGAGAUAUGACUUGUGCAUUAUGGGAUAUUGAAACAGGACAACAAGUAACCGCCUUUACAGGACAUACUGGUGAUGUUAUGUCUUUAUCUCUUUCCCCUGAUAUGAGAACUUUCAUUUCUGGAGCUUGUGAUGCUUCUGCUAAAUUAUGGGAUAUUAGAGAUGGAAUGUGCAAGCAAACUUUCCCUGGUCAUGAAUCUGAUAUUAAUGCUGUAGCAUUUUUCCCAUCAGGUCAUGCUUUUGCUACUGGAUCAGAUGAUGCAACUUGCAGAUUAUUUGAUAUUCGUGCUGAUCAAGAAUUAGCAAUGUACUCUCAUGAUAAUAUUAUUUGUGGUAUCACUAGUGUUGCUUUUUCGAAAUCUGGAAGAUUAUUAUUUGCUGGUUAUGAUGACUUUAAUUGUAAUGUAUGGGAUUCUAUGCGUCAAGAAAGAGCAGGAGUACUUGCUGGUCACGAUAAUCGUGUAUCUUGUUUGGGUGUUACAGAAGAUGGGAUGGCAGUCUGUACUGGAUCAUGGGACAGUUUCCUUAAAAUUUGGAAUUAA